This is a messenger RNA of Thecamonas trahens ATCC 50062, 764 nucleotides long. RefSeq lists its product as uncharacterized. The record is from RefSeq and is a predicted model, not a curated record. The coding region runs from base 17 to 742 and encodes 241 amino acids. NCBI's taxonomy places the organism in Eukaryota, Apusomonadida, Apusomonadidae. The transcript has 2 exons.
CGUUCCCAACCACGACAUGGAUCCCCGGCUGUACACGACGAACCCCAUUCUCGGAACAGGCGGAGUGCCACCGCGGGCAACGGGCAGGGCGCGCGGAUACAAUGACAAGCGGGGAGCGGGACUACCGUCUGACAAGUUCCAUCAGGAUGCCUGGUCGCCUACGCCCAGGCAGAGGUCUGCUGCAGAGGUCAAGGUCAUGGGAUACUCGAGAAAUCCACUGCUCGAAGGUGAGGUUCCCGCCCGCCCGUCAAAGUCGUACGCUGCGGCCAAGGUGUGGGGAACUGGUCGCAAUCCCAUCGUCGAAGGCGAUCCGUGCUACCAGCCGCCCCGUGCACCUACCCGUGGCACAAAGUUCCUGACCGAGGGUACAUCGCCAGAGUAUGAUCUCUAUCCCACCACCGGUGGCUCCGGCCGCUCCUCGGGUCGUCGCCAUGUCGUCGAUCCCAACCGCCACAACGGUUCGUCCUCGCUCGCCCACAUCGGUGGCUCACCCGAACAGCAGCCAGUCCGCAGGGCACACCCCAAGCACCACGCCGACACGUCGGGCCUCAUCGGCGGCAUCAACGCUCCGCCCGUCAUCGAUGCCGAUCGCGCCGCAGAGCACGCUGCUCAUGAGGCCGCCAUCGCUGCAGAAGCUGCGAACAAUGCCACCUACCAACAGAACAGGCAAGUCUAUUCCCGUCUCCGUCACGCCUGCACCGCAACGAACCCGGACCUGCUUUCCUUCGACUACCCCCAGUGAUGAAACACAGUACACUCUCCUC